Messenger RNA from Panicum hallii, 1348 nucleotides. Its product is annotated as putative B3 domain-containing protein Os04g0347400. The record is from RefSeq and is a predicted model, not a curated record. The coding region runs from base 1 to 1263 and encodes 420 amino acids. Lineage: Eukaryota; Viridiplantae; Streptophyta; Magnoliopsida; Poales; Poaceae. Gene Ontology annotation, molecular function: DNA binding. The transcript is spliced from 7 exons.
AUGGCAUCAUCGCCAAGCGCCGUCGGCGCGCGCGCCGCGGCCAAGCAACUCAAGGCGUUGAUGCCUCCGUCCUUCCACAAGCUGCGGAUUUCCGACGAGCUCGCCGGGUGCUUCGACGCCGGCGGCGGCGGAGGCGGAGGGGCGCAGGGGCCUACGGCCCUCGUGGUCAGCCCUUUCGGAAAGGUGUGGCGAGUGGAGGUCGGCCGCGACGGCGACGGCGCGUUCCUGGGGCGCGGGUGGCCGGAGUUCUUGGCCGCGCACGGCGUAGGCGUCGGCUGGUUCGUCGUGCUCCGCCACGCGGGCCGUGGCGCGCUCACCUUCAAGGCGUUCGACACCAGCUUCUGCAUCAAGGAGUUCGCAGCUCCGGCUGCAGUUAUGGCAUCUAGAAGCAGCAAAGGGGUUUCCUGUAAGCCACAGUUCAUCAGGAUUGUUUACCCCAAUUUGACAGAGAAGAUGAUAAUCCCUGCUAGGUUUGUGAAGCAUUAUGUCACUGAGGAGUACCUGAAUAGUCGAACAGCUGUCAUUUUCAGCCCCCUUGGCAAAUUCUGGCAGAUUGAACUUGAGAACAAUCCAUCAGGCAUGUUCUUCGCAGGUGGCUGGUCACAGUUUCUGGAGUUUCAUGGAAUAUCCAAAGGUGACGUUUUGCUCUUGAGAUAUGAAGGGAACAUGGUUUUCAAAGUCAAAGCAUUCGGGCUCAAUGGACACCAGAAAGAUUUCAAGAACCAGGAUGCUGGAAUUCUACUAAAUGUUGAAAUGCAACAAGAAUCACUUUCUCCCAUCAGGAAACGUAAAAACAAUGAUGAGAAGUCAAGCAGUAAAGAAAAUAAGAGGCCAAAAAGUUCAGUGACAUACUUGAACACGAAACUGCCACUGAAGAAACCUGACUAUCAGAUUGGGCCAUCAUCUUGGAUAAGGAAAGAGAUCAACACAUACGCGCUCGAGUGCCUUCUACCAUUGUCGAUAAAGUUCUGCCGCGGGAUUGGGUUCCAGAAUACUUGCACAAUCACGCUAAAGACAGAAAUAGACAGCACCAGGUCAUGGAAGGUUCAUGGUGCCACAUACAAGACCUACGGCUGCAUUCUAGGAUAUGGAUGGAAAAGCUUCUGCCAAGAGAACAGGAUCAAGACAGGCGACCUGUGCACUUUCAACAUCAUGGAGACUACGCUAUGGCAUGUCACUAUCAAGCGCUCACCAGCAUCAGCAGAUACGAAAAAGCAAAAGGAGUCACCUUGCUCAUCCAACAAGGAACAUGAGACUAAGUAGUGAAGAACGAGUGAGGCCAAAAGGUUCCACUAAUUCAUUAAGAUCUGUCUACGAGAUUGGGCCACCUUCUUGGGUACAGAAGGAG